CUUUCUCUUCUUCUGUCCUUUCACUCCCUGUCUCUACUUGACAAGAACAGAGGAUCGCUUUUCACCAUGAGGCAGCUCUCGCGCUGCUGCGUUCCUACACCAUCUACCUUUCCUCGUUCUCCCUCUCUCUGCCUCGUCCUCUUCACCCGUGGGCUGAUUGAACAAGAGGAGUUGGACUUUCCCAGCUUGAACGGGACAGAUUAGCCCCAAGGAGGGGGUUGCAGAAGAACAGAAGGGGGGGGUGACAUCUCAGGGGAGAAGCUUCUUUUCUCUUUUGCCUCAGCGGGGUAGGGAGAAAGAAAGGGAAGGGAGAGGCAGUGUGUCCUUUUCAAUGCAGAGGAGCUUUUUUCUUUCCUUGGAUUUCCUUUUAUUCGCCGUGCUUUGUUUCUCCGUUACGCCGUGUCCCGUGCGUGGGGACAAAAGUGAACUACUCCGGACAGGACUUCCACAACAGGCUUGUGUGAAGCUAGCAUUUGCUGGCCAGAUUCAGCAGACACCAGCCUGACACCCCGCGAUUUGAUGAGGUAACAGUCAAUCAAUUUGCCCAACAUCCCACUGAGGAACCAUGGGCCAGAAGAUUUCAGGAAGCAUCAAAUCGGUGGACGUGAGAGGCGAGCCCUCCUACCGCCCAUUACGGAGAGAACUCCGAGGUCCAGAUUUCUUCAAGCCAGCCAGGCUUGACUUGCUGCUAGAUAUGCCAUCAGUGUCCUCCGAGAAUCAGCUGCAGCAUGCUUGGAACCCAGAUGAUCGCUCUCUCAAUAUCUUCAUCAAGGAAGAUGACAAGCUGACUUUCCAUCGCCACCCGGUGGCCCAGAGUACAGACUGCAUCCGAGGGCGAGUGGGUUAUACACGUGGCCUCCAUGUUUGGCGCAUCCAUUGGCCCGCCAGACAGCGAGGCACCCAUGCCGUAGUGGGCGUGGCCACAUCAGAGGCACCACUCCAUUCAGUAGGAUACACCUCUUUGGUAGGUAGUGACAACGAGUCCUGGGGCUGGGACCUGGGCCGCAACAAGCUCUACCACAACAGCAAAAACCGACCAGCUUCAUCAGCACCUACUUACCCUAGCUUCCUUGAGCCAGAGGAAGCCUUUGUUAUUCCUGACACCCUGGUGGUGGUGCUGGAUAUGGAUGAGGGGACACUUAGUUUCAUGGUGGAUGGACAGUACCUUGGAGUGGCCUUCAGAGGGCUCAAGGGAAAGAAGCUAUAUCCCAUCGUUAGUGCAGUAUGGGGACACUGUGAGAUCACCAUUCGCUACAUCAACGGCUUGGAUCCUGAGCCCCUGCCUCUUAUGGACCUGUGUAGGAGAGCAGCACGUCUAGCUCUGGGCCGUGACCGAUUGCAGCAGAUUGAGACCUUGCCUUUACCCCAAUCUCUAAAAAAUUACCUCCAAUACCAAUGAUGUGGACAGAUCCACGCAGAUUCACAAAGCGCAAGCCUCAAGGUGUGGCGACUCCAAGCAAUCGCCAAGAACAGGCCACCGAGGGCGAAUGUUUACACUACAAUCUGUGGCUACUACCAGAGAUGUUCUGUUUCUUCCUAAUUUUUUUUAUCUUUCUGGAUUUUGGAUGGUAUGAAGACGUGGACUGUGAGGUUGGAGUGUAAGGAUGCCGCAGUGCCCUCCACUGUUAGUCUCUCCCUGAAUGUUAGGGCUUGGCAUUGAAAAAAAAAAAAAUAGCUAAACAACCUCGGGAAUGCUCGUUCAAAGCUCACAGCGAUGCUUAAAACAUUCCAGAAGGAAACCAAGCACCUUAGAGGCCAGACUCUGGAGCAGGAGUCUAAGCUGGAGCGGUAUCUGGUUUCAAGCAGGUCUUACCUGUGCACAAGGGCGACCACUAACUAUGCUAAGACCCAAUUAAUGAGACUAGUCAUGAAGUGCACUGAUACAGCACAAACACUCCAAGCAAACAUUGUUUCCCCUAAUCUAAUUUGAGUCACUUUCCUGAGUGUGUACCUUAAUUUUAAGGUGAGUGUGAUCCCCCCCCCACCCCCCACCCCCCCAUGGUUGAUUAAUGAAUAUUAUGACACAGAUCCUGUAACAAGUUUAUUGCUAUGUUUUAUUUUAUUUAUCUGGAUGUAAUUCCUUUUUAAUGAAAAUGACACUGUGCAUACUAGCACAUGGACAUGAUAAAUCCACCCCAAAUGGCUUUUUAUUUGAAACCAGGAUGCUGCUUUUUUUCUAUUAUUAUUAUUAUUAUUAUUAUUAUUAUUAUUAUUAUUAUUAUUAUUAUUAUUAUUAUUGAUGCUGGUUUGCCUGCCUGAUCAAACAGGAGAUCUGCAGUAAACAGUGGAAUGUAAGGACACCGCUAAACAUUAGUAUAUUUAAAAAUGUGAAUAAAAUCCAAGUGAAUGAGAACAUUG
This is a messenger RNA of Hemibagrus wyckioides, 2358 nucleotides long. It is a transcript of the gene spsb4a, whose product is annotated as splA/ryanodine receptor domain and SOCS box containing 4a. The record is from RefSeq and is a predicted model, not a curated record. NCBI's taxonomy places the organism in Eukaryota, Metazoa, Chordata, Actinopteri, Siluriformes, Bagridae. The transcript has 3 exons. The coding region runs from base 566 to 1399 and encodes 277 amino acids. Gene Ontology annotation, molecular function: protein binding. Gene Ontology annotation, cellular component: SCF ubiquitin ligase complex. Gene Ontology annotation, biological process: proteasome-mediated ubiquitin-dependent protein catabolic process.